Nematolebias whitei (Rio pearlfish) is the source of this 2447-nucleotide messenger RNA. It is a transcript of the gene exoc3, whose product is annotated as exocyst complex component 3. The record is from RefSeq and is a predicted model, not a curated record. Lineage: Eukaryota; Metazoa; Chordata; Actinopteri; Cyprinodontiformes; Rivulidae. Gene Ontology annotation, molecular function: SNARE binding. Gene Ontology annotation, cellular component: exocyst. Gene Ontology annotation, biological process: exocytosis; exocyst localization. The transcript has 17 exons. The coding region runs from base 1 to 2166 and encodes 721 amino acids.
AUGGAGAUGGAGCUCUCUGUUAAAGCAGCCAUCCAGUCUCAGUUAGAUGGUGUACGGACUGGACUGACCCAGCUGCACAGUGCCCUGCUGGAUGUCAAAGACAUCCAGAGCUCUCUGGCUGAUGUGAGUAAAGACUGGAGGCAAAGCAUCAACACUAUUGAGAACUUAAAGGAUGUGAAAGAUGCUGUGGUUCAACAUAGUCAGCUGGCCUCUGCUGUGGAAAACCUCAAAAACAUUUUCUCAGUGCCAGAGAUUGUGCGGGAAACACAGCAGCUGAUCGAGCAGGGCGAGCUGCUGCAGGCCCACAGGAAGCUGAUGGAGCUGGAGUGUUCACGAGACGACCUCAUGUACGAGCAGUACCGUAUGGACAGCAAGAACACCAGUGACAUGAACCUCAUCUCGAUCUACUUUGAAGAUGUUCAGGGAUUAUCAGAUGAGCUUGCCAAGCAGUUAUGGAUGGUACUGCAGAGGUCCAUGGUUACUGUUCGCCGGGACCCAACCAUGUUGGUGUCUGUGGUCCGGAUCAUUGAGCGGGAGGAGAAGAUUGAUAGGCGGAUGGUUGACCGAAAGAAACAGAGUGGCUUCAUCCCACCUGGAAGACCCAAACGGUGGAAGGACAAGAUGUUUGAGGUCUUGGAGGGUACUGUCAGCACUCGCAUUGAGGGCACCCAGGCAGUGACCAGAGAGGUGGAUAAAAUGUGGUUGGUUCGUCUGCUGGAAAUAACAAGGAAAUAUGUACUGGAUGAUCUUAUUAUUGUCAAAAAUCUCAUGGUGCAGUGCUUCCCCCCACACUACAACACCUUCAACAGAUUUUUCAGCCUCUAUCACAACGCUGUGUCCUCUCGUGUUAAGGAACUGGCCUCAGAUGACUUGGAGGCGAAUGAAAUUGUAUCUCUUCUGACCUGGGUUCUCAAUACAUACAAAAGCGUCCAACUUCUCGGGCACAUGUUUUUGUGUUGUGUCAUGUCUUUUACGGACAUCAGCCAACUUCUGCCUCUCCUCAGGAAGGAGGAGGUGAAGAUGCUCGUAAGUAAGGUAGUGGCAUGUCAAGUUUUCAUUUUUAUACCAUUUGGAUGUUUUCAGUCUAAUAUAACUGGCUGGCUGCGAAAAGCUCUGGACACUGAUAAAAAGGACUGGCAGAAAGAAACGGAGCCUGAGGCGGAUCAAGAUGGAUAUUACCAGACCACACUGCCAGCCAUCGUCUUUCAGAUGUUUGAGCAGAAUCUGCAAGUUGCUGCUCAGAUUGAUGGAGACUUCAAAGAACAAGUUCUCAAGCUGUGUCUGAAACAAAUGAACUCCUUCCUUAUCAGGUACCGUGAGGAGGCGGUGGCGUACAAAGAGGAGCACCUGAGAGACCGACAGCUGCCUCAGUGUUAUGUUCAGUAUAUGAUAGCUAUUAUCAACAACUGCCAGACAUUCAAAGAGUCCAUCAACAGUCUGAAAAGAAAGUACUCCCAGUCGUCAGAGCUCAGUGACAGUGACUCUGUUAUCGAAAGGACGCUUAACGAGGUGGCCAAGGACGGCUGUCAGUUCCUCUUAGAUGAAGUCUUCCUGGACCUGGAAAACCACCUGAAUGAGCUAUUAACCAGGAAGUGGUUGAUUGGUUCACAUGCUGUGGACACCAUCUGUGUGACGGUGGAGGAUUAUUUCAAUGACUUCAACAAAAUCAAAAAACCUUUCAAUCAGGAAAUGACGAAUGAUGCUUUGCGCAGGGUGGUGAUUGAGUACAUUAAAGCAGUUAUGCAGAAGAGAAUUGCUUUUAAAAAUGCUGAAGAGAGGAAAGAUGGAGCUGAGAGGAUGAUCAAGGAAGCUGAACAGUUCAAGUUCCUCUUCAAGAAACUGGCAGCGGGUGAAGGCACAGACCGACUUUGUGGUGCCAUUGCUGCAAUCGCUGAAGUAUUCAAGCUGACUGAUCCCACCCUGUUGUUCCUGGAGGUCUCCACUUUGGUUUCCAAGUAUCCUGAUAUUAGGGAGGAGCACAUCCAGGCACUGCUUGCAGUGCGUGGCGACGCCAGCAGAGAAAUGCGGCAAAUGAUCAUCGGAACCCUCAGCGAGAACAAAGUCUCCUCCACCAGCGUCAUGCAGCCCAUAUUCAAAGACAUUACCGUUCCCACCAUCACCAUGACAACCAUGACCUCUAUGGCAACUGCAAAGCUGCUAAAAUAAAGACACACACUGACACUACUUCCAUUUCCAUUACAUUAACACAGAUUAAUUCAUCUGAUUGAUGCUGUCGUGUUUUAUUUUUUCUACUUUUUGUUUUCAGUUCAUCUUUAAUCGACAUGGCAGUUGCUUCAGUAAGACAAACACAAUAAAAGCUGAUCUGUAAAAAAGAAAAUGCUAAUGUUUGUAGUUGGAAGAUGAAGCGUUUAAAGAUUUGUACAUCUGCAUUUUCCUCUUAUUGCACCUCUUCAGUACCAUGUUUAUUUUUGUUUUUAAUUUUCUUC